Fraxinus pennsylvanica is the source of this 615-nucleotide messenger RNA. The record is from the annotation of a GenBank genome assembly. Lineage: Eukaryota; Viridiplantae; Streptophyta; Magnoliopsida; Lamiales; Oleaceae.
AUGGAAGAUGGAGAAGGCAGUGGCUAUGCACGAGGGUCUCCUGUUUGCGCAGCGGAGUGGCUUUCAGCUUGGUCGUUCGGAGUGUCGUUCGUUGUGCCUAGUUCUAAGUCUUUUAAUGGAUUUUGGAAGUUGAAGAACAGAGAUUUGGCUGCUGAGGAAAUAAUCAGAGAGCGAAGGGUGGCGAUAAUGAAUGGUAAACUUAAAGGAAGACGGCGGCUUUUUAAGGCAGUGGAGAGGGAAACUGAGUUGGGAUUGGAUUGGAAUCGUUUGAACAUGCUUCGUGAAAGAGAAGUGAAUGAUGAAAACUUGAAGAAAAAAGAAGAUUUUGGGACUUUAUUUCGUCCUUCUUGUUCUUUUUCGGGUUCUUCUUUGUCAGAUGAGAAGGUGGAGAUUAGUGAGAGGGUGGUAGUGGAAGGGGAGAAGAAGGUGGAGGUGAGCGUGGCGGAGAAGGGAGGAGCAAGUAGAAAUUUAAGCGUGGGUGGUGGUCAAAGGUUCAUGCUUGCAUUAGCUUGGUUUGCUAUUAUAGCAAUGCUAUUUACUAUUGGUCUAAUCAUCUCAAUGAGUUGCAGUGGUAUAUAUGUGCUUGAGAAAGAAGCAAUUCUUGUUCCAACAUGA